Diospyros lotus (date-plum) is the source of this 1667-nucleotide messenger RNA. Its product is annotated as protein JINGUBANG-like. The record is from RefSeq and is a predicted model, not a curated record. Lineage: Eukaryota; Viridiplantae; Streptophyta; Magnoliopsida; Ericales; Ebenaceae. Gene Ontology annotation, molecular function: protein binding.
UUGUGCAUUCUCUCUCUCUCUCUGUCUCGUCUCCUUGCCUUUUACGUCUUCCCAUUUCCUCACACCACCACCAUAUCUUCAACCUUUCAGCCAUUAGUAAUUAGUAAUUAAUUCAUCUCUGUGUAAUUUGGUGAAUGUGAGGAUUCUCACAAGGGUGGUCGGAAACAUGUUCAAAGAAUCGACUGAGCUCCGCCACAUGACGCAUUCCGAUCCCAACAUUUCUGCCACGGCCAGCGCGAGCGACGAUGAAUUCGCCGCCAGAAAUAGUAGCUACUCGGCCUUCGACCCCAGCCGCACUAGCGGCGAGGGCUCACCCAUGAUGAUGUCGCCCUGGAACCAGUCCACCCCCUUCAACAAAUCUCCAUGGCCCAACUUCGAUGAAAGCAUUCCACAAGACAUGCCCAAGAACGGCCUCAUUGGCUCGCUCGUCCGAGAAGAGGGUCACAUUUAUUCUCUCGCUGCAUCCGGGGAUCUCCUUUACACCGGCUCUGACAGCAAGAACAUCCGUGUGUGGAAGAACAUGAAGGAGUUUUCAGCCUUUAAAUCGAAUAGUGGGUUGGUGAAAGCGAUCAUACUCUCCGGUGGGAAGAUCUUCACCGGCCACCAAGACGGGAAAAUUCGUGUAUGGAAGGUUCAUCAGAAGAACCCAAACAUCCACAAGCGUUCCGGGACGUUACCUACUUUCAUCGACAUCUUCAAGUGCUCCAUCAAGCCCAAGAACUACGUUGAAGUCAAGCGCAAUAAAACUGGCCUUUGGAUCAAGCACUCUGAUGCCAUUUCUGCUCUGAGCAUCAACGAAGAGCAUGGCUUUCUCUACUCGGCUUCUUGGGAUCGGACCUUCAAGGUCUGGCGGAUCGACAACUCAAAGUGUUUGGAAUCUGUCAAGGCUCACGAUGACGCUGUCAACUCUGUUGUCGCUGCAUCCGAUGGCUUGGUCUUCACCGGCUCUGCUGACGGCACCGUCAAGGUCUGGCGGCGGGAGAUGACGGGAAAGGCGACGAAACACAACCUAGUUGACACAAUGUUGAAACAAGAAUGCGCGGUGACAGCCUUGGCAGUGGGUGGGACAGGUUCGUUCGUCUACUGCGGGUCAUCGGAUGGGAUAGUAAACUUCUGGUCCCGGGAGAAGCAAUUGUCCCACAGUGGGGUACUUCGGGGGCAUAAGUUGGCAGUUCUCUGCGUGGAGACAGCUGGGAAUUUGGUGUUUAGCGGAUCAGCAGAUAAGAAUAUAUGCGUGUGGCGGAGGGAUGGGAAGGCUCACACGUGCCUGUCGGUGCUAACAGGGCACAUCGGGCCGGUGAAGUGCUUGGCGGUGGAGAAGGAUCGGGAGGCAGAACAACGGUGGGUGGUGUACAGCGGCAGCCUCGAUAAAUCGGUGAAGGUGUGGAGCGUGUCAGAGCUAGGGCCUGAUCUGAAUCAGAUGGGAAUGGGCAUGGGGCAACAGAGUUCUUCCGAGGGUGACGUGUCAUGGAGCUAAGAUUGGUGGGCCCCAGAAAGCGCCACAUGUACUCUCGUCCUGAUCCUAGUGUGGUGACUGGUGGUUUUCAUUUCAACAAAGGAAAGGCAGUGUCAUAUAUGUGGGGAGUAGUAUAUUUAAGAAAAUAAGAAGUUUCUAUUCUAGAAAGUAGUGGAUGCCGGAUUUAUUGUCCUUAAUGAAGAAGGUCAGU